AUGCUCAAGCUUUGGACCUUGAAGAAGAACGAGGAGGCAGCGGCCAAGAAGAAGCCGAAGACGAGCGCAGCUCAGAUUCGCGUGCAGAAAGAUCUCACAGAGCUAGACUUACCAUCAACAAUGAAGACGAACUUCCCUGACCCUGCGGAUCUGCUCAACUUCACUCUCACGAUAACGCCAGACGAGGGCAUGUACAAGGGUGGACAGUUCAACUUCUCCUUCCAGAUCAACACCAACUACCCGCACGAGCCACCAAAGGUCAAGUGCACGCAAACGAUCUACCAUCCGAAUGUUGACCUGGAGGGGAACGUCUGUUUGAACAUCUUGCGAGAGGACUGGAAGCCCGUUCUCAACCUUAACUCGGUCAUGGUCGGCUUGCAGUACCUCUUCCUGGAGCCGAACGCCGACGAUCCUCUGAACAAAGAGGCCGCAGAAGAGUUGCGACGCAACCGCGAUACGUUCUUGCACAAUGUCAAGCAGUCGAUGCGUGGCGCGAACAUCAAGGGCCAGAAAUACGACAACGUCCUUGCUCAGUGA
Molecule: messenger RNA, 537 nt
Organism: Peniophora sp. CBMAI 1063
Lineage: Eukaryota; Fungi; Basidiomycota; Agaricomycetes; Russulales; Peniophoraceae
Source: the annotation of a GenBank genome assembly